Molecule: messenger RNA, 3604 nt
Organism: Sesamum indicum (sesame)
Lineage: Eukaryota; Viridiplantae; Streptophyta; Magnoliopsida; Lamiales; Pedaliaceae
Product: calcium-dependent protein kinase 34
Biological process (GO): protein phosphorylation
Molecular function (GO): ATP binding; protein kinase activity; calcium ion binding
Source: RefSeq, a predicted model, not a curated record
GUACUUUAACUAACGAAUAGACUUAUUUAUUAAAUGCAAACAAAUUUCAAGAAUUCUGAAUAUAAUCUUGGAUAAAUUGCAUAAAUUCCUAUAUUUUCAAAAUUUAGCUAAAAAUCUCCCCUGUUAAAACAAAAGGCAAAAAUACCCCUAUAUUUUUCUAAAUGUUGCAUACUCUCCUUUCAUUGGGUGAGUGGGAUACACUCUCUGUUAGUUUUUAACGGAGAAGGGAUUUUUUGCUGUGUUUUAUAAAAUAUAGCGAAAUGUUAGUUAAAUUUUAAAAACACAAAGGGUAUGCAAUUUACCUUAUAAACUUUUAAAUUAUAAAGGAUUUACGUAUAAUUACGGGGAGAGAAUCGUAAUUAAAUCCCUUAUUUUAAAGUUAGAAGGAGGAGGGAGGAAUUGAAGCGAAAAUGUGGGAAACCAAGCAAGUUAGAAUAGAAAGGGUUAUUUUGGGGGGUGAUUGUGGUUGUGGCCGGGAAUUCCUCCCAACCUUUGCUGUCUCAAAACUCAUCAAAACGACAGUUUUCUUCAACUCAUUCUUUCUACCCUCGAAAAACACAACUCUAAAUCUCACAAAACAUCAUGCAUCCAUGCAUGUUCUCUUCUUUUCUCUCUCUAAAACAUCCUUCAUCUCUGGCCUCUCUUUCUCGUUUCUCUCCUUCCGGGAGCCGGCCACCCACCCCUCUUCUUUCUCUCUAGAUUUCCUUCACAACAAUCCCAUUCCCAUUAUUCAAUGGGUAGCUGCUGCGCCCGGGGCACCACCGAUGAUGCUCCAGCGCAACCCGCCGGCGACAACUCCACCGCCCACGCCAAUGAGGGAGCAACAGCCAACCCCUCCUCCACCCCACCACGCACGCCGCCCCCCGCCUCCCCCAACCACUCCUCCAAGCCUGCUAAGCCCACCCCAGUAGGCCCCGUGCUCGGCCGCCCCAUGGAGGACGUUCGCUCCACCUACACCAUGGGGAAGGAGCUGGGCAGAGGCCAGUUUGGCGUCACCCAUCUCUGCACUCACAAGCAAACCGGCGAACAAUUCGCCUGCAAGACCAUCGCCAAGAGGAAGCUGGCGAACAAGGAAGACAUCGAGGACGUUAGGCGGGAGGUCCAGAUUAUGCACCACCUCACGGGGCAGCCCAAUGUUGUCGAGCUCAAAGGGGCUUUCGAAGACAAGCAUUCCGUGCACCUGGUCAUGGAGCUUUGCGCCGGCGGCGAGCUCUUCGACCGGAUUAUUGCCAGAGGGCAUUACACGGAACGCGCCGCCGCGUCGCUGCUUAGGACUAUUGUACAAAUUGUGCAUACCUGUCAUUCCAUGGGGGUUAUUCACAGGGAUCUCAAGCCUGAGAAUUUCUUGCUGUUGAAUAAGGAUGAGAAUUCGCCUCUCAAGGCCACAGAUUUUGGCCUCUCCGUAUUCUAUAAAGAAGGAGAAGUUUUCAAAGACAUUGUGGGUAGUGCUUAUUACAUAGCUCCGGAAGUCUUGAAGCGAAGAUACGGACCAGAAAUUGAUAUCUGGAGUAUUGGGGUCAUGCUGUAUAUCCUUCUGUCUGGAGUUCCUCCUUUCUGGGCAGAAUCGGAGAACGGAAUAUUCAAUGCGAUUUUACGUGGACAUGUUGAUUUUAGUAGCGACCCAUGGCCUUCAAUUUCCAAUGGAGCAAAGGACCUUGUUCGGAAGAUGUUGCAUACAGAUCCCAAGCAAAGGCUGACAGCAUUCCAAGUGCUAAAUCAUCCCUGGAUCAAGGAGGAUGGAGAGGCACCCGAUGUUCCUCUUGACAAUGCUGUUCUGAAUAGGCUCAAACAGUUCAGAGCUAUGAAUCAGUUCAAGAAAGUUGCACUCCGGGUUAUCGCGGGCUGCCUGUCAGAGGAAGAAAUCAUGGGACUGAAAGAAAUGUUCAAGGGAAUGGACAGUGAUAACAGUGGAACAAUUACUCUUGAAGAGCUAAAGCGAGGUUUGGCCAAGCAAGGUACGAAGCUGUCUGAAUAUGAAGUGAAGCAGUUAAUGGAAGCUGCUGAUGCUGAUGGCAAUGGAACAAUAGACUACGAAGAAUUCAUCACAGCAACGAUGCAUAUGAACAGAAUGGACAAAGAAGAGCAUCUUUACACCGCAUUCCAGUAUUUUGAUAAAGACAAGAGCGGGUACAUUACAGUAGAAGAACUAGAGCAGGCUCUCCGAGAGUUUGGCAUGGAUGAUGGCAAGGACAUAAAGGAUAUCAUCAGUGAAGUUGAUUCUGAUAACGAUGGCCGGAUCAACUAUGAUGAAUUUGCAGCCAUGAUGAGAAAAGGUAAUCCAGAUACGGCAGUGAACCCCAAGAAGCGGAGAGAAGGCGUCUUCACUUCAUAGCUGUGACAACGUGCAACAUAAGGAGAAGAAGAAGCUUUCAAACUAUGCACCUCCAUUUCUUCAGUGGAGGAGGGCAGGCCGACGGGUUGCAGUCUCAGAGAUAUGAAAUACGAAAUUCUUUUGCAUGCCAGAAUUCGGAGGGAUAACAUUUGAGGUUUCUACAACAGAUUACUUCGGAUUUGAGGAUCGUGGAUUCAAGGAGGUUGGCCAGAUUACUCCCCAUGUAUGAGCAGUGAAGUCGUGUAAAGGCUCUCUCUAACUUGUAAAUAUCAGGGGUCUUCAUAUGUGUCUAUGUAUUAUAAGUGAUCUAGAUUAGCUGCAUUUGACGAUGUAUAGCGAACCUUUGUGACCAAAGAUGUGGAUCAUUUUCUUUCAUGUUUUAGUCUUUCCAACUGUUCAUAUUUUCCAGGAUCAAUGAUGAAUUUCGCAAGAUCAUUAAAAGGGGUAAAGAGAUGUCCGUUAUUUACUUUUCAAGCUUCACAUAAGCUGGCUCAUGAAUCCAUUGUACUUGAAAUAUAGUAUUGUGCACAUCUCAUUUUAACUAUACAACCAACACCAUUCACUCAAAGAGGCAAAGCUUCUUCUGUCGUGGUCAUUAAUCAUAAGCUGAAGCAUACUAACUUAUCAUUUUCUUGCACUUCAUCCAAGCAACUGAGAACCACAGUUUUCCAAAUCAACAUAUAUACUUAUAUAUCUCAGUGGGGCGAUGGAUCGAACAUGCACAAGUAUAGGCAUAUAUGCAACUAAGUGAUGGUAAAACAGCAAGCUCUUCUCAACCACAAUUAACCUUCCAUGGAAUGAUAACACAGAUUAUCACAACCAACAGACUAACAAAUUACUCUUGAUCAGUAGUUAUUUUACAUCCAUCUAGCCACACCGUACAACCAGAAAACGUGGGUUCGUAUAAAAUCUAUCACUAAUUCCAGUAAACAAUCCUCUGCCCUUCAUGUUUGAUUACUUUAGACAACUGCUCACAAAAUUCCAAGCAGAGAAGGCAGCAUAAAUAAACUAAUGGACGCAGCAGAAUUGAGCAUGUAUCUACUUUAUACUCUAAAAACCAAUAUCACUUGAUACUCCUGCGUUUUUCUUAUACAUUUAUUUUAUUAUUUUUAUGUCCGGCCAACAAGGAUUCAUGCUUGGGAGAUACUGCCACAAAAUUUCUGUUGUAAACUUCAAAUAGUUAGCACAUUACUAUAAACAGAUACGGUAAACAAAAAGGAGUUGAGAACAAGAUUAUAAGUCAACCCACAUUGCAUUAGUUCCUCAAGAUCC